AUGACAUCUUCAAAUGUUAUGCCUAUUUUUCGAUGUGCUAAUGUAUCUCUUUUUAUUAAUACUAAUGAUUUAAAUCGUAUUAGUUCAUCAUCACUUUUUACUGAUGAUUGUCAUGUUGCCU
Molecule: messenger RNA, 121 nt
Organism: Rotaria sp. Silwood2
Lineage: Eukaryota; Metazoa; Rotifera; Eurotatoria; Philodinida; Philodinidae
Source: the annotation of a GenBank genome assembly